Molecule: messenger RNA, 844 nt
Organism: Raphanus sativus (radish)
Lineage: Eukaryota; Viridiplantae; Streptophyta; Magnoliopsida; Brassicales; Brassicaceae
Product: AP-1 complex subunit sigma-1
Exons: 6
Coding region: 161-646 (161 amino acids)
Biological process (GO): vesicle-mediated transport; intracellular protein transport
Cellular component (GO): intracellular membrane-bounded organelle; membrane coat; AP-1 adaptor complex
Molecular function (GO): clathrin-cargo adaptor activity
Source: RefSeq, a predicted model, not a curated record
CCGACCCGAAAUGCAUUCCACUUAGAAUAACCUUAAAUGACAAUUAUAUCCCCAUAGCACUCGACCUGUUUGAACAGAGAACAGAGGACCGGACCGGAUCGGAUCAUUCAUCAGCGUCUUCGUCUUCUUUCGCUGUCAUCCGUCUUCGAAUUACGAAAUCAUGAUACAUUUCGUGCUUCUUGUAAGCCGCCAAGGAAAAGUUAGGCUCACCAAAUGGUACUCGCCUUACACUCAGAAGGAAAGAUCUAAGGUUAUACGUGAGCUCAGUGGAGUGAUUCUGAAUCGAGGUCCCAAGCUCUGCAAUUUUGUUGAGUGGAGAGGCUACAAAGUCGUCUACAAAAGAUACGCCAGCCUCUACUUCUGUAUGUGUAUUGAUGCGGAGGAUAACGAGCUGGAGGUCCUCGAGAUCAUUCACCACUACGUUGAGAUUCUCGACCGCUAUUUCGGAAGUGUGUGUGAACUCGAUUUGAUUUUUAACUUCCACAAGGCGUAUUACAUAUUGGAUGAACUUUUGAUUGCCGGCGAGCUCCAGGAGUCAAGUAAGAAGACUGUAGCCAGGAUUAUAUCUGCUCAGGAUCAAAUGGUGGAAGCGGCAAAAGAGGAAGCUGGUUCCAUAAGCAAUAUCAUCGCUCAGGCUACUAAAUAGUUUCUUUCACUCUUCUACUUGCGUCUUCCAUACAUGUUUCCUGGCUGCUAAGUUAAAUGUUUUUGACAAUCUUUUAUCUCCUAAUGACUGAAGAAGUGUGGAUGAUGCUAUAAGUUUUUUUUAAUUUUAUUUUAUAAAUUUAACAAAAAAAAAGAGUUUGUUUAUAAGAUACGUAGUAUUUUAUUUUGGGCCUCGUAA